CUGUAGGUAAACUUUAGUUUUCUUUCCUUCCGUGAUUUUAAUAUUUAAUGGUCUUGUUAUCUCAAUACAAAUAGGAAUGUUAUAUGUUAUAUUAUUAAUAAAACUUAAUAUAUAAUACAAAAAUGUCACAGCCGAACUUACUGGACAUAGUUCCAGAAGAACUGUUUCAAAACUACUUCGUCAGCGAUGUGGACCAAGUUCAAAAGAAAUUGCAAUAUGAAAUCGAGAGAAAGAGGGAAGAAUUACGUGCUAUGGUUGGAGAAAGGUACCGGGAUCUCAUACAUGCGGCGGAUACCAUAGAGGAAAUGAAAGAAACAACAUCCAGUACUUUGGAACAUAUAAGUCAGAUGAUAUCAGCAUGUAGGAACCUUCAUAAUACACACUUGGUUGGAUUCAAGAUUGACAAAAGGCCUGAACAGCCAAGUUUUCAGUUCAACAUAAAUCCAGCGCAAAGUAUAGCAGUGCAAGUCAAGCUGUUGAUGGAGAUCCCUGAAAAAAUAUGGACUUCCAUUGAAGCUGAGGAUUAUGUGACAGCCACACAGUUGUUUAUUAUGGCAAGGCACAUUAACACAGGUUUACAAUUACAAAUAGGCGGUGCAAAUGCCAAGCCGGAAAUGCAAUCUAUGCAGCGGCUGGUCCAGCAGCAAUGGAAUUCUAUAUCCAACUUCAACGACACCAUUGUCAAUGUGUGUAGGGAGAAACUGCAUGAUGUCGACAUCACAGUGGAGGUUGCCUGCUCAUGCCUCGUCACCCUUUACCUCCUAGACUCACAAACCAUGGUGGAACUCCUCAACACAUUGAUCAGCUUACAAAGCAACAGCAGUCUGAAGUCUACCCUACAGUUCGACCUAACUAAAAUACUAGAAGGCGAUGUCAAAACGCAAAUAAAGAAUAAGAUAGUGAACGGAGUGAAAAUAGUGUUGAAAACUGUCGUUUUGGUGUACGCUUGUUUUGUGGAUAAUGAUGGUGGAGCGGUGCUAUCCAAAUUGCAAGAUUUGUUCGGUAAAGAUUCUCAGCCUCUUAUUGGAUUAGUGAGAUUCAGUGAUACAGCCGCUUUGAAGUCACUGCCUUCAGGAAUCACGACUUUUAGAUUAACUUCACAAAAGGACGUCCAAGCCCUCGCCAAGGAAGAUAUAACCGCGUGCGUUCAGAAAUGGAGCACGUGGGUAAAAUCGUUUAUAGCAGAGAGCGUUCAGAAGUUGUUACAAAACAUUACAAGGGUCAAAGUCCUGCAUGAGAUAAGAGAAGAUGCUUUUAGGAUUGAAACACCAGCAAAUUGGUCUUCUAUCUGUACGUCGCUCGACAUACCAGACGUCCACGUGUGGUGCCAUUAUUUCCAACCUCUUUUGACGUCCAGGGUCAAAACUAUCAUAGACAACAGAUGGCUGAAAAUCUAUGAUUCUUUCAAGACUCAGAUCCUUAUAGAUUUGACAAAGGUAUCAUCGGACAAUGAAAUAGAGAAGGAAUCUGACAUUAAUUGGUUCAUUUGGAAGGACCUUAUUGGAGAGACUGUAAUUGAGUCGAGAAAUGAUGUGAUCAAAGUCAUGAACUCUCUUAUGAAAGGUAUGUCCCGCCAAGAUCGCGGCUUCACGCCGACCUUAGAGAAACUCUGCGAAAGUCUGGACAGCGAAUUACAGAAGUUACUAGAAGACUUGAAGAUAUACCUCUAUCAGUGUAAGAAGACUGUAAACAAAGAUAGGAUGCUGUUCCCGUAUGAUGACGAUGAUGAUUUGGCUCAGAUGUAUAUUGAUAAAGGGGAUAUUGAGGUAUUUCUCAGGGAUGUAGCCGAUAAAAAUAUUCAGAGCAUGUUACAAUACAUUAAAGUUUGCUUCGAAGAGCAGACGUUACAAUCUACGGAAUUACAAAGAAAAACAACGGCAAUCUACACGGCAAGAUUCACUCAAGCGAUUCCCACUCUUAUGCCACAUUUACGCAAGUGCUAUAUUCCUGAGAAUAAUUUCUUAGGAUUAGAAAGUAUAGAUGAUAGUGCCGUGAAAAGAUGGAAUGAUAUUUGCGCCGUGUUAAAGGAAAAUUGUAUUUAUUGCUGGGGCAAAUGGGUCGAUAUUGCGAUGGUGAAAGUGCAAGAUUUGACGAAGGAUUUGCCUCAAGAGUUUACUUUAGAAGCUAAUAUAGAUUAUUUGAUGAUGCAAUGGGACGUGAUAAAAAUCCAAGAAAAUGACGACGAAGGCAACGCUAUAGAAUCCGUCAUCAAAGUACCAGCGGGCCCUUCGUUGAAACUACAAGAGUUUCUGCACGCCACAAGCAGAAUACUAGACGAAGUCGUACCCCAUACAUUACCCGUAGAAAUACACACAAUGUACAUCGAACAACUUACAAACAUCACCCUCGCGCAUUACGAUAAAGUCAUAAGAGGGAACGAGACGGAUAUAAAUCAGAGAUGCGCGCUUCAACUACUUAUGGAUGUUAGGCAUUUGACUAUGCUAUUGGUUCCGAGGGAGAACAAAAAAAUUAUGGAGUUCUCGCAGAGUAUAUGCGAGUUUUUACGGCAGAAGAUUGAUCCGUUCGAUUAUGAUGUGUUUUAUCCGUAUAUUCAGACUAAUUUGAAGCGGUCUGUUCAAAGAGUGCAGACCCUCCUGGGGAGUUUGAUUCUCCAUCACGGCCAACUAACUGGUAUAAUCGGGUCUAAACCGGUUUUAUCUGGCGGUAGCGGCGAUAAAGCGGCCGGUUUGUUAGCAUCUAGCGAUUCUCAGUGGUUCUCGCUUCUGCCGGUGGCGGCGCCACCGAGCCGAGAUAAAAAACAGGAUAAAUUGUCAAAGAAGAAGCAACUCCCAUCGGCUAGUCCCAGCAAAUCCAAAUCGGAACUUUCAGAAAUUAUGACGAAAUCCUUACCUUUGAAUUUCGCCAAUGCAAGGUCCGGCGCCGCUUCGUUCUUCAAUUCAAUGACUUCUGAUUGGUUCAGUGGAUCAUAGGAAUAUGUGAUUUUUUUUAAUUGAUAAAUUUAAAUAUAGAACUACAAGCAUAGUAUUCGGAAUAAUUUUAGGUUAUAGAAAUGGUUAGUACUGGUACAUGUGAGACCUCA
Amyelois transitella is the source of this 3040-nucleotide messenger RNA. RefSeq names its product conserved oligomeric Golgi complex subunit 1 (gene Cog1). The transcript is spliced from 14 exons. Gene Ontology annotation, cellular component: COG complex; Golgi apparatus. Bases 123 to 2930 code for a protein of 935 amino acids. Gene Ontology annotation, biological process: intra-Golgi vesicle-mediated transport. The record is from RefSeq and is a predicted model, not a curated record. Lineage: Eukaryota; Metazoa; Arthropoda; Insecta; Lepidoptera; Pyralidae.